GAACUCGCUGCUGCCCAUCUGAAGGCGGACGAGGGGAGGCCGGGAGAAGGACAGAGCCCAAAAGAAGGAAAGAGCCCGGAGCGCCGGCCCUGGGACCGCGCCAUGGUGCUGCCGCGGUAGCGCCGGCACCUGCCAUGGGGAACGCAGGGCGCGGCGGCGGCACCUCCCGAUCCCGGCGAGCCGUGCCGCGCCCUCGCCCCGCCCCCGGGCCGCAGAGGAAGCGGGGACGCGGCGGGCCGGGGCGUUGCUGCCCGCGGGGCCCGGCGGCGGAUAAUGGAGUCUCAUAACUCUGACAGCCUUCGCAAGAGUAAAUCACCAGCUUCUGGAAGUGAAGACGAGAUUGAGUUCAUUGGAGAAGGACCUUUAAGGCCUGUCCUUGAAUGCAUUGAUCUCAUCAGCAGUGAGGAUGAAGAACCUAACAGCAGUUCUUAUUUUCGUAGAAAUACUAAACGUAAGGAUCACAUUGACUAUCAGAAGGAACGAGUUGCAUCGACCCUGGAUCGUCUGGCACGCCAUGUUGAAGUAGAGAAACAGCAAAAAGAAGAGAAAAACAAAGCCUUUAAGGAAAAAGUUGAUUCCCAAUAUGCUCAUGGGUUGCAAGAACUAGAAUUUAUUCGGGAACACAGUGAUACAGAAGCUGCAAGGUUAUGUGUAGACCAGUGGUUAAAAAUGCCAGGUCUGAAACCAGGCUCUGUUAAUGGAGGAAGAAGGGAUAUUUUUAAGAGGACCGGUCCGAGUCGAGUCAACAGCAGUCCCAAAUGUUGUCCUGUGAUGCAUUGCAACAGACAGUUUGAUAAUGUACAUCUUCUUCUGGGUCACCUUCAAAGGUUUGAUCAUUCUCCUUGUGACCCAACAGUCACAUUACAUGGACCCCCACAUAAUGCUUUUGCCUGUGUGAUAUGCUGUGAAAAAUUUUCAACCUCUCAGCAGUACAGUGAACAUCUUUUAUCUAAGCUAAAUAAAAAUGAUGGGCAUAAAAAAGGUAUUCCUCCACAGCAUAUUCAGUGUUUUGCAUGCCCAAACUGCUUCCUCCUUUUCACCAAAAGAGAUGAGUGUUGGCAGCAUAUGUCACAGGAGAAACACUUCACCCAGGUUCCUGAACGGAGUGAUGCAACGAAGUCUGGCCAUCCACUACCUUUCCCAUCUUUUGCAAAGAACCUCUUGAUAUCUCUGUGCAAAGAGGUCUCCUUCCAAGUGAAGUGUAUGUCCUGCUUCAAGAUACUGCGCUCACAUAUGGAAUUAACAGCUCAUUUCAGAACACGUUGUUAUAAUUCUGGGCCCAUGGCACUGUCAAAAAAAAGCAUCUCCCAAGUUGCAGAGAUAUUUAAAAUGAAAGGUUACUGUGAGAACUGUGAUGAACUGUUUGCUGAUAAGAAUCAAAUGACCCAACACAAACAAACCACUCAGCAUAACAUUAGAGUUUUUACUACACUGGAAGAGUCAAUCUUGAUGUUCUGCCAUGUCAAUGGAAAACAUAAAAAUCAGUCUCAUUUGGCCUACAUUGUGGAACGGUCAAGACCACUGCUUAAAAGACAUUUGAGUCCAGAUGAGUCCUCCAGUGAAAUGGGGUCUAGCCCUUCAAAACGCAAGAGUAAUUCAGAAGAUAAAAGUGAAGAUAAAGUUGCAAACCAAAGUCAAGGUACUGCUUCCAAAGUAAAAGCCUGGUUUUGUGAAUGCCUUCAAAAGUUUUCUACAGAAGAGUCGGUAGAAAAGCACAUUUUAUCGGCAAAUAGGAUCUGUCACAAGUGUGCUGUGUGUGGAAAGCUGGCUGAAAAUUCAAGCAUUAUCCGCCUGCAUAUGAGUAGAUUCCAUGGAGGAGCACACUUGACUAAUUUUCUUCUCUGGUGCAGAGCAUGCUCUGUAGAUCUUGGAGAAGAGGAUAUUAUGAGACACAUAACUGAAAAUCAUGGUGGGCAUAGUUACUACUAUGAGCAAGAAGCUGUAGAAGAUGAGCCUAUGCCAUCUGCUUCUGAUGCAGUGAACAUUUCUGCAGGUGGAGAUGAAGACUGCAUUUCUGGCCCUGUGGAAGUGUCCCCUAAAAGUGGUCCUGUUGUGGGAAAAUGGCAGUGCCGCAUUUGUGAGGAGAUGUUUGAGUCUGAAGAGAGUGUUCAACAACAUUGCAUGUCCUUAGAAAGCCAUGCAUUUCACAGGUACUCAUGUGGCAUAUGUAGAAAUCAUUUUCGGAAAGUAGGAACUCUACAGCGGCACUUCCAAGAGCAUCAUAAUCAGGAGAUGCAGACUAAAUACUUCUGUGGCCUUUGUGGUAAUCUCUUCUUCAACACAGAGGAAGAAUUUCUAAUCCAUUACAAGGCGCUUCAUAGCAUGGACUAUACAUUUGUGCCUGAGCAGAUGGAACUGUCAAUAAAAAAAGAUGAGGACUUCCUCCCAGUCGAGCAGGGAGACCGCUUAACCUGUGGUUGCCGGACAACUUACAACUCCAAAAUAAACAGGAGGAACGAUCAUGAGAACUGUCAGAAGGCCAUGCUGCAGAAGGGAAACUUAUGGUUUCGAUGCUGCUUGUGUUCUGCAACGGCACAGAAUAUUGCUGAUAUGAACAGCCAUCUCAAGAGUCACAAGUCAGUAAAAUCUAAGGGAGAGAUGUAUGUUGUUAGAUGUGCUGCAUGCAACAAAAACUUUGAUGAUCUUCAAAGCGCGCAUCAGCAUUAUCACAUGAAACACUGCUUCUUGCAGAAACCUGAUCUGUCAAGUCUUGCAUCAGAAUCAGAAGACACAGUAUUCAAGUUUUCAGCAAGUGGGGCUUGUGUGGUCAGAAAACCCCAUAGGCAACGAUUUCAAACAUCUCCAUCCAAAACUCAGGGCAGACCACAGUUUUCUUCUCUGCAGAGUCCAAGAGAGGGAAAGAAAAUAAAAACUGAGGACUUACAACAGCCUGAAGAAUUUAGUGAAAAUGGUGAGCUUCCUGAUCUUGACUAUCUGAGUACCAUGACUCACAUUGUGUUGGUGGAUCUGGACAACUGGGGAAGCUUUUUCACACAGCUGCCAGCUAACCUGAACCAAGGGACGUUUAUCUGGGGUUUUCAAGGAGGAUACAGCAACUGGAAGCCUCCAGUGCAUUGCAAAAUUUACAAUUAUCUUAAGAGGAUUGGAUGUUUCUUUCUUCAUCCGCGUUGCAGUACCAGAAGAGAGGCAGCAGACUUUGCUCUCUGUGUUCAUGCCGGUCGUCUGGAUGAGCACCUGCCCAAGCAAAUUCCUUUCACUGUUCUUUCUGGAGACAAAAGCUUCCUGGAACUGGAAAACCAGUUUAAAAUGACCCAGCGGUCAGCUCGCAUCCUGAAUCCUCACCACAUUGAAGGAGACAUGAUGUGUGCCUUGCUAAACAGCAUUUCAGAUACCACAAAAGGUUCAGAUAGUGAAGAGGAUGAAGAUAUGAAAGAAACACUGAAGCAGAGCUUAGAAGAAACAAACAAACAAGAAGAACUGCAAGAUGCAGAACUGCAAGAUGCAGAACUGCAAGAUGCAGAACUGCAAGAAGCUAUCAAAAGGAGCCUUGAGGAAAUGUAAAUGAAGAUAUUUCAGUACACUAACACCAUGCCAUCAGAACUGCUCACAAAAAAGGAAGCUUGUUCCAUCUAUUUACAAGGGUUCAGAAAUGCCACUUUUGAAAUGUCUUUAAUUGUUAGAUUAAUAAUCUGAUGUCCUCUGUCAUAUUGAUGAACAGCUGGAGUUUAUUCAUAUUCACAGCAAUGUGUUAUGUUUGAUAAAAAGAAAUUUUUAAGCCUUUUCAUAUUUGUUUCUAAGGGGUGAUGACUAAGUCUCUACAAUUUAGCAGUUUGAAAUUGUUGCCUAAUUAGUAGGCUGGUCUUACUAGGUAUUUUGGGGUUCCUGGUUGUUCAGGUUUCUUUUCUUGAAUUGGUUCUUGUAUUUAAUUUUUUUGUCACAAAAUGUCAUUGUCUUUAUUUACUUUUUCGUGUAGUCUUUGCAACAGAUAAAAAUAGUAAACUCCAGUUAUUUCAGAUUUGCCUGGCUAAUCUUGUUAUAAAGAGAAGCUUAGAUCCCAGGGUUGUUGAACACAUGACAUAACUCUUGCCUGUGGCUGGUUUUACUUCAUAGGCCAUAAUUUUGUCUCUGUCCUGUUUGUUUUAAAUGUCUGAAUCAGGACCACAGGCUUUACAGUUAGUUUACCAGCUUUUUUUGUAAAUGUGUUUGCUUUUUUAAAAGUGAUAUUUGGGUUUGAUGGCUUAAAGUUCAAUGACUUCAUUGCCUCUCCCUUACCUGAGGCAGGAACAACCUUUUAAGGGACAGAAUCUAAAUAAACUUCCUAGUUUCUGUUUGGA
Messenger RNA from Passer domesticus (house sparrow), 4295 nucleotides. It is a transcript of the gene ZNF451, whose product is annotated as zinc finger protein 451. Gene Ontology annotation, cellular component: nucleus. The record is from RefSeq and is a predicted model, not a curated record. The transcript has 15 exons. Gene Ontology annotation, molecular function: sequence-specific DNA binding; DNA-binding transcription factor activity, RNA polymerase II-specific. NCBI's taxonomy places the organism in Eukaryota, Metazoa, Chordata, Aves, Passeriformes, Passeridae. The coding region runs from base 274 to 3522 and encodes 1082 amino acids. Gene Ontology annotation, biological process: regulation of transcription by RNA polymerase II.